This is a messenger RNA of Encephalitozoon hellem ATCC 50504, 264 nucleotides long. RefSeq names its product small nuclear ribonucleoprotein. NCBI's taxonomy places the organism in Eukaryota, Fungi, Microsporidia, Unikaryonidae. Gene Ontology annotation, biological process: RNA processing; spliceosomal snRNP assembly. Gene Ontology annotation, molecular function: RNA binding. Bases 1 to 264 code for a protein of 87 amino acids. Gene Ontology annotation, cellular component: U12-type spliceosomal complex; SMN-Sm protein complex; precatalytic spliceosome. The record is from RefSeq and is a predicted model, not a curated record. The transcript has a single exon.
AUGGCCGUAACUGUUCCCUUGAAGCUGCUUCAUGAGGCACAGGGAUUCGUUGUUACCGUGGAGACGAAUAAUGGAGACAUGUACAGAGGGCGAAUGAAGGAGGUCGACGACUAUAUGAAUGUGGUUUUGGACGAGGUAACUGUCACGUCGCACAGCUCCUGCAUGCCAAAGAAGGAGAUUGUUAUCAGGGGAUCAAGCAUCAGAUUCUUCGUUUUGCCACCUGCACUGAAGUUUGCUCCGUUCUUUGGGAAUGCAAAAGCUUGA